CCAAGUAUAAAUUGAUAAUGGGAGUAGCACCGGUCAAUCAACCAAGAUAAUCCUUACCUCCACGCUAAAACGUGCUCUACCACUCUAUGGUAAUCUAAGGCUGCUGCUAUGUGUAGAAUCGUCCUGGAAGGAAGAGUUGGAUGGGCAGAGAGGAGCGAUGGUAUUGACAAACGUCGUCCAGCCAAACUUCGCAACAGUGACAGCACAGAAUCUUCAUCGAUGGAUGCCACCCAUUCUAGCUUAUCCAUUGCUCCAAAUGCAUGUACAACUAUCUGAAGCCGAUCGACCAUGCAUUGUCGAAGUGCUGAUAUGCUCAGUUCAUCCUGCUCCUCUUCAUAUGUAAACUCGCUACCCGAUGAAAUUACUUGGCCGUUGCACAGGACUCGAACAGGAACGGAACCACUCAUGGAAGCUGGCGGUACUAUAACCGAGAGUACUCCGACUUGUAUCAAUCUUGCUGGUAUUCGUCGUUCUCCGAACAUUACAGUAUAAUCGUGACCCUUCAUGUACCAUCCUCCAAUCACCAACACUUUUGUGCCACCCUUCACGCAUCCAGUAUUAGGUGUGAUAUCUGUGAUCGGUGUAAGACACGUGGAUGGCUGAUUAUCUUGCACAUUUGAUGAAUGCGAAGCAGGCAUAUCCUCAUCCUGAUUACUGCUGCGCUGCGUCUCACCGGAAUGCGAACGUCCAUCAGCUGAGUAACCAGUGAGGGUUUCUCUAACUGGCAUGCCGUCCACCAUAUUGUUCAAAGCCGGUGCACCACCAUAACUGACGUCCACUGAAUCACUGAAAGUUGACGGCUGCCUACGCAAAAUCAAUGACGAUAAACCAGGGCGGAAGGCUGAGCUGCACGAAUUCCGUCUCUCCAGUUGAUGUGAAGACCCGUAACUCGAUACAGGCUGACUUUGUGGAGUUGUGACUGCUGUGUGAGAUCCUAGCAGUGGCUUCCCCUCAUGCUCAUCCUUGUUAUUGGACGGAGGACCUCGCAAAAUACUACCCAAUUUCUCACAGAUGCAUGCAAUAUCUUGUUGGUUUAACAUAUUGGCAUAAAUGGGAGAAAUCUGAUCUAGGAGUUGCUGUUGUCCAAGAUUCAAACUGUUCAACUUGAUACAUGCCAGGAUCUUGUCCAUGAUGUUCUUGGUGUUCGGUUCCGUUUCAGUGUUAAGGUAAUGUACAAGAGCGUAAUCGGGGUUGUUUGUUAGCCAAUAAACUCUUCUAUGGAACGUUGGAACGACAGAAGAGUGCGCAUAAUUUGCAGAUAUGAUUUCUUGCUUAUUCACCUUCAACUUCAUAUGGUCUUCCCGUAUUACUUUUCCUUCGCGGCGUUUCUUCCAUUCAUAACCAUCCAUCUUGAACCAAUAACCAUCAAAUCGACAAAACAUGUACUGAGCGCCGCUCUGAGGUCGGAUGGCCACUUGUUGAGUUAUCCAUUCCGGAUGAUUCGGGGCAGAAUAUAGCAGACGGGCAAUUUCCUGAAAAAGCUCCUAGUCUUUGA
Haemonchus placei is the source of this 1495-nucleotide messenger RNA. The record is from the annotation of a GenBank genome assembly. NCBI's taxonomy places the organism in Eukaryota, Metazoa, Nematoda, Chromadorea, Rhabditida, Trichostrongylidae.